CGGAAUUCUUUAAUUGACGGACAGGGGCUUGCCUUUUACAAAAUGACAGCUGAGAAAGAAAACACGAGUUUGAAUGUCACUACUGCAAUUGUGACAGAUAACGACGACAAACUACAGCUAAUGAAAGGUGCAGCUUUCCUGACGACUGUCGCAUCUGCUGGGAUGAUAGCAGGAUUCGGCUCCACGUUAGCCUUGGCCAAGAAAAAUAGUCCAGGCUGGUUUAGCAAGGGAACGAUGGCCACUGCUGCAGUACCGGAGACUGGGGCGUCCCUGGCUCUCCGUGCCCUGGGGUGGGGCUCUCUCUACGCCUGGUGUGGAGUGGGCCUGCUCAGCGUCGUAGUCUGGAAAGCCAUGGGGGUCCAUAGUCUAAUAGAGUUCAGGCAGAAGAUGCAGUCUGUUUCCCCAGCUAUUCCCAAAAACGAGGAAGGACCAGCCAACUCAGAGGAAUGGGACUCCAUCUUCAAGUCUAAAGAGGACUGAAGACAACAGGUCUAGCUGACAUUCUCCCUCUCUGGUUCAGGGCAGCCUUAAUAAGCCACUGACUUAAACGACAAUUACUGUGGGAUGGGCUGUUGGUCACUGUGUUGAGGAGCUUGGCGCCCACUAGCUGUACUCACAGGUGCGGUUACUGGGCUCAUUCACCUCUUCACUGAUGCUCAUCUGAAGUCCAUGAGUAAUCCUUGUGUGAAAGAAAUCAUCAACUAAACUAUUGGACUGAGCGACAUCAUGGUUAAGCUCCCUUGGAUAAUCUUAAUUUAUUUCUGAUUUGAAGCUUAAUAUUUAAGCUCACGGGAGCGCAGGACUGUCUUGUACUAGUAUAGUACAGUUAGCCUGAGUGCCAGUCUUCAUUGUUGUCGAGCAAAAUAUUUUUGCCAUGACAAUGAGUGACGAGUUAACAUGAUCACACAGACUGGUACUCAGGCUAGUACAGUAUUACUAGGCAGCAACCGCUUUCUAAUAUUGUAUAGCAAGCAUGGUGAACAGAACUCACUAAUGACUACAUGUCAUUAAAGCCACAAGAUGGAUUGCUGUUUGGAUUCCUCAUAGGCCAUCAAUAUAUAGUUGACACUUCUAUUUUUGUUCUGUGAAACGGUAAAAAGCUAAAUGUGUUUGCAGUUCUGAAGACAGUGAAGGCUGGUCAGCUUAAUGUGAGGCACCUGCCUGGUUUCUCUUAAAAUAGAUUGAACCAUCAUACAAUGUAACACCUAUUUAAGUGUUUGCCGUCAGCUAUUCCCACAAAAGACGAGUAUCAAAGCGAGAACAGACCUGAACUAUUUAUACGGCUAGCUGUAUAGCAAGGUGUGUAAAAAUACCUGUCAUUGUGCUUGUGACUGCUGCCCCUGAUGUUUUUGUACACAUUUAGCACACACAUUGAUGCCACAGCUGUAACAUGGAGCACUGUGUCGGUUACAGCUGAACAUUUAGCCCACGGAGCACUGUGUGUUACAGCUUAACUCUGACACUUCUCUAUGCAUGAGGAUCUUAUGAGGACUUCAUUGAGAUGUUAUUUCUGUCGUGCAUAUGAUAAUUCCUUGUCCGCUGUGCUAAAUAAACUACUGUACUUGUCUUCAGUCUGAUAGGUUGCAGUUAUGUAACAGAACAGAUGCCAUUUAGCAGACGCUUUUAGUCAUGAGUGCAUACAUUUUUUUAUGCCUGUGGUUGGUUAUGUGAUAAUUUGUAGAGGUGAUUCUGCAACUCUUGGAGGACAAUGGAAGUGAAUAAAAAUGCUUGGCCAUAUUCACUCUGCCA
Coregonus clupeaformis (lake whitefish) is the source of this 1749-nucleotide messenger RNA. It is a transcript of the gene tmem242, whose product is annotated as transmembrane protein 242. The record is from RefSeq and is a predicted model, not a curated record. NCBI's taxonomy places the organism in Eukaryota, Metazoa, Chordata, Actinopteri, Salmoniformes, Salmonidae. The coding region runs from base 43 to 480 and encodes 145 amino acids. The transcript is spliced from 4 exons.